Orbilia oligospora ATCC 24927 is the source of this 1527-nucleotide messenger RNA. RefSeq lists its product as uncharacterized. Gene Ontology annotation, molecular function: zinc ion transmembrane transporter activity. The record is from RefSeq and is a predicted model, not a curated record. The transcript has 5 exons. Gene Ontology annotation, cellular component: membrane; Golgi apparatus. NCBI's taxonomy places the organism in Eukaryota, Fungi, Ascomycota, Orbiliomycetes, Orbiliales, Orbiliaceae. Bases 1 to 1527 code for a protein of 508 amino acids. Gene Ontology annotation, biological process: intracellular zinc ion homeostasis; zinc ion transport; transmembrane transport.
AUGACGACCUUCAAUAACCUUCCAGUCCCUCUCCCUCCAAGGACUCCAACCCCUCCCACACCCCUUCCUGAAGAGCCUUUCGUAGACGACGACGGGUACGACCAAAACUCACUCACACCGACCCCGAGUAGACUUUCCUGGACAUCGGCCGACUUUCAGGGAAUCAAUAUCCAGGCUUCCUCUACGCCCCCUCAAACUCCCUCUUAUUCGUACGCUCCGUCGCCAACAAGGUUCAACGGAACUCCAACUUUCUCACCCAUACGACAAUCCAGAAUGAACGGCUAUUCCAAUGGAGGGUCUAACUCCUCGACGACCACCUUGACAACUACGGUCAAUGGGACAUCCACGCCGCCCACGCGCUCGCCAUUCAAUUUCAAACAAGUAGUCAUGGCGCCACCGACGAACCCUGGAUCGAUGAACCAGCAAGCAAAUCAACGUCGUGGACAUCGAUACAAACGGUCGAGUAUGAGCCAUCAGAUCUUUACUGAGCCGAAACCUCGAGCUCCACUCGCAGUCCCACUAUCCCUACCGAUCCCAACAAUCAAAGAAUGGCGACAGAGCAUGACGAAAGAACAGAAGAUCCGGUUAGGGUGGGGAUUCGUCCAUUUCGGGAUUGCAGUCUUUUGCGCUUGGAAAGGACAUGGCUCGUUAGCUAUGACGGCUUUGUCGCAUUUGGUGAUAUAUGAUGCAGUUUCGGCUGCUUUGUGUGUCGUUGUUGAUGUCUUGAGUAAUUUUGAUGUCUGGAGUAGAAGUAGUAUUAGACAUCCGUUCGGGUUACAACGAGCUGAGGUUCUCAUUGGCUUUGCCAUGUCGGUCCUGCUACUCUUCAUGGGAUUCGAUUUAAUCCAACACGCUGCUCAGGAUCUUGUCGCUGGAUUCCAAGGAGACGAGGAUCACGAAGGACAUGGCCACUCCCACGGCGGUCACGGCCACCAUAGACAUCAACGAGUCCCCAACGGCACCAUCGAUACCCAUGCCCUCCUUGUGAUCGGAGCAACACUCGUUUCUGGAAUCGGUUUAAAAAAUCAUGUUCGUAUUGGGAAAGCUCUCCGAUUCGCAUAUAUCUCAAAUCUGCCUUCCAUACUCAGCAACCCAUCCCAUUUCCUCACAUUAUCGUGCUCGGGACUUCUUUUCCUACUCCCGCUACUCUCCGUCACCAUGUACGCCUGGGUUGAUAGGACGCUAUCCUUGACAAUUGCUGUGUCAAUGAUCAUACUUGGAUUGAGACUUGUCAAGAUCCUAGGCAGCAUGCUCCUCAUGCGAUAUGGUGGCGAGGGAGUACCAGAGGUCAUUAAAGCGAUCGAGCAGGACUCGGCCGUAACUACAAUCGAAGAAGCCUCAUUCUGGCAAGUUCACUACAGCCUCUGCAUGGCUAAUCUCAAACUCCACGUCCAUCUCUCAGACGCCUCGACCGAGGUUAAGAUCCGAGAAAGAAUCAGCAGACUCAUCAAAGACCGCCUAGGUGGAGUCUAUGGAAGAGGUAAACGGACCUGGGAUGUGACGAUUGAGAUUGUCCCAUCUAGUUAA